CCGACUCGAAAAUAAAACCCAAUUCACCGGAUCCAGUUGAAAACCGACAAUAGACACUGCCUGCCCGUAAGGCCGUAAACACCAGCGAAGGAUUUUAAGCCAAUCGAUUUUUUCUUUUCAUCGUCUUCCUCGUUUCGGAGACUGCAGUCAACUCUGUCCAGGUUUGAGAGCCAUGAACUGGGUUCAGCGCAAGAUCUAUCUGUAUAAUGUCACUUUUGGUCUCUACAUGUUGGAUUGGUGGGAGCGUUGCCUUUUCAAUACUCUGGUGGUGGUGCUGAUGUGGUUCAUUUUCUACAAUGGAUCGCGAUUUGUGACCGAGUUCUGUAAGAGGUUUAAUUGGAUCUUCAUGAGCAAGCAGUGGCUCCCAUAAUAUCUCUGGCAUCUCUGGUGAAGCUCAAGCUCAGAUGUCAAUUUGGAUGGUCAAAUUGUACUGGUCGUGUAGAAUGUUCGAGUGUUGUUGCCAUGUCUAAUUAAUUCACUUGAAAAGUUCCGUUGUGGUUCUUUAUAUACUAUACUGUACACAUUGUAAUGAUCAUUUAUAUCCUUCUCUUGAGGAUUUGAGACUUUCACUUUGUAUGUUAGUAUUCUAAUUUUUCUUCUCA
Manihot esculenta (cassava) is the source of this 602-nucleotide messenger RNA. RefSeq lists its product as uncharacterized. NCBI's taxonomy places the organism in Eukaryota, Viridiplantae, Streptophyta, Magnoliopsida, Malpighiales, Euphorbiaceae. Bases 173 to 370 code for a protein of 65 amino acids. The record is from RefSeq and is a predicted model, not a curated record. The transcript is spliced from 5 exons.